Molecule: messenger RNA, 1098 nt
Organism: Arachis duranensis
Lineage: Eukaryota; Viridiplantae; Streptophyta; Magnoliopsida; Fabales; Fabaceae
Exons: 3
Coding region: 102-659 (185 amino acids)
Source: RefSeq, a predicted model, not a curated record
AAUAGUGGAACAUUUUAGAAAGAAAAAAAAAACAUAGUAAUUUAAUAUAAGAAAUUGUGGGGAUAGAAUAGAGAAGAAAUUUUGGCAAGAAAAGAUAGAUAAUGCAAAUUUAUGGCCCAAGUUUAUCGCCCCACUCUGCUUGUAGUUCCUCUUUGCCUUUCCUACGAGAUUAUGGCACAUCAACAACAACAACAAGAAGAAGAAGCACCGCCAUCAGCUGCAACUGUUCGAAGAAGAAUAGUAGUAGCAGUGUCCAAAGCAGAAGAAUCGUGAGUUCUCCACUGAUGAGCGGAGCACUCAUCGGAUUCCUAACGGCUUCGGCGGUUAUGGCUUCUGUGGCAAUGGCGGCAGUUGACGCGAUUGGCGAACCGGCGGAGACUCUGUCGAACAUACCGCAGACACUUUCCGGUGAGUGCGCGGCGGAGAAAGACUGCAAGAGAGGGAGGAUACAGAGACCCAAGUCAAGGAAAGCGGAAUCUUGCACAAUUAAGUGCGUCACAACUUGCAUUCGUGGUGGUGACGGUUCUCCGGGAGAAGGCCCUCUUAACGUUCGAAGGCCUCUGGUUGUUUUCAAGCAAGGUUUUCGAACUCGUCAAUACUGUCUGGUGGAAUGUUCGGACAUUUGUAAUUUGAUAGGUGAUGCCGAUGAUGGACCUUAAAUUUCUAUACUUUCUAUAUUAUUCAAAUUAAUUUUCUUAAAGAAAACAGGCUGACCUCUAAAAAUAGCUGAGUUUCUUAAUCAUCGUAAUUAUAUUUACCUAUUCAUGUUAAUGUAUGAAAGAAUAGUUAUCAAAAGCUGGUAUCUCUAUAAGGACAUCAUGCCACCUUUUGUUUUUGGGGUAAGGGAGAAGAAUAAAGAACAAAAAAAAUUGGUACCUUUCAAAUUCGUUGGCCAGUGUAGAGGUGUGUGUAUAAACUCAUCUGAGUUUGGUCUAAAUAUUUCCCCUCCUUGCUCUGUUGUUAGGGUAAUUCUGACUUUUUCUCGUUGUAAUUAAGUAAUUAUUGUUUGUUGACUCCUUUUUAAUUGUAAAAUUAGUAUUUUCCUAUGUGGCUUACUUAAAAUAUCACUAGUGUCUUUAUGUGAGGAUGUUUCUUUUA